Molecule: messenger RNA, 2910 nt
Organism: Phytophthora nicotianae INRA-310
Lineage: Eukaryota; Oomycota; Peronosporomycetes; Peronosporales; Peronosporaceae
Exons: 1
Coding region: 15-2738 (907 amino acids)
Molecular function (GO): ATP-dependent chromatin remodeler activity; ATP binding
Source: RefSeq, a predicted model, not a curated record
AACUACCUUCCGCCAUGGGUCGAUCCAAGCCCAAGCCCAUCACGCAGGUGUCCAUCGAGGCGUUCGUGGGAUCAAGCCCUUGCAAGCGCGUGGCGGAGGAUGUGCAGUUCAAAGUACCAUUCCUGCCACUGACGGCUCCGGAGGAGCCCACGCCUGCGGCCUUCCGCGAAGACAUGCCGCUGUACGAGCACCAGCGCCGCUCACUGCACCGCAUGCUGCAGAUUGAGGCACGCGACGAGGACGUGGCCAAGUUCAACUUCGGCAUGCUCGACUAUUUCUCCAAGGGAGGAGCAUUGGCGGACGCUAUUGGAAUGGGUAAAACAGCUACGAUGCUGGCGCUGAUCGCCGGAGAGCCGAGAGACUACGCUGCCGGUGCCAACUUGCUCAUAGCGCCGUCACAUUUGCUGGCCCAGUGGAAGCAUGAAGUGAGCAAGUUUGUCAAGGACGGAGAGAUCGACGUUGUGCUGGGACUGAGGCAGUAUAUGGAGCUGGUGGAGAACCCCGCGGCCAGAGCGAAUAUCUCCAAUCGCAUGCUGGUGCUCGUAGGCGUGGAAGAAGCUGUCAAGUCAAGGAACCACUACUAUCAGUACGGGAAGCUCUAUCCAAUAGAGAUUGGUAGCAGAGGAAAACCGCUGCACGUGGACCCCAUUGCUCUGCAGGAGUACGAAGAAGCUGCCAAGUUCGUCCACAAGGCCUAUUGUGGUCCCCUGUGGGUGACGCUGCUGCAUCUGCCGCAGAAGCCGUGGCGACGUGUGAUUUUCGAAGAAGUACAAGACUUGGUGCUGCCUGGAAAGAGCGCAAGAGACUGCUUCAUUCAGCUCACACACCGGUGCCUGAACGUGUGGCUAAUUACUGCGACUCCGUUCCCAGGCAAGGCCGAGUCGAUAUACGCUAACAACCAACUGCUAGGAUUUAAGCGGUUGCGUCUACUGCCGCAUGAUCCUGCCUUUGACGAGAUCAAGCGAAAACUCUAUCUGCGCAAUUGCGCGCAGGUGAAGCAACAAGCGAUCACGGAUAAAAUCAAGGUGGACGAAACGUACAUCCCAGUCAAGCUGCAUCCGAAGGAGUUGUUGUUGUACAAAAUUGAGUGGGCACUAGCAGAGAAGCAGUCUGAGUACGACUUGUUCGCCCUGGGAGAUGUGGAUGUAGUGGCUGCUGGUGGCAAAGAGGGUGUAGCCGACAGAGUUGUUCCAGAUGACGCAUCAAAGACUGGCAAGGAUGCUGGCUCGGGAAUGCUGUGGUCAGGGGAGUACAAGGCCGCACGACAAACUUGUGUGCACGCAGGCAUCUCUGAUCGGAUACUCGAGCGCGAACGUGGUGGCAAGCAGAACAGUUCUAAGGACACUGCAGCGCCAACGCUGGUCAAAAUCAAAAGUCCCAGUGAAGUAUUUCGCGAUGAGAGUUACCACUUAAACCGGCAGCUAACUGUGGCUACUAAGCGUAAAAAAGAAGUGGAUCUGAUGGAAGCUGCGACGCGGAACACAGUGGCAAUCUGUCGAGCAAUUCACUCCAACGCGUACGUCACUGUCAAGGACUGUCUCGACGAUAUGGAGAGCUCUGGCUUAAGCAGAUUCUUCAAUGAUAACGGAGAGACUGAUGCCGGCUUCCGCAUGUUGUACAAGCAUUAUCCGUACGGGGAUGAAAUGCCAGAGCCGACGGAGCUGCUAUUUUACCAUCAGGGCGAAAUUGCAGACUACAUACUGAAACAUUUCGGCACAAUGGACAAGGUGGAGAAACUCGCCAAGACAAUGGAGUCCACGCUCAAUGAACGGUGUCCACGUGCCCGCGCGGUCGUUGAAGAGCAGCUCAAGCAGGUAACAGAGUGCGUAGCGCUCAUCAACUCGGAAAAGAUUCGCGAAGACGAGGCCAUCGCGAAGAUGCCAGCGUACGGCAGCAAAAUAUCUGCCCUUGUGCAGUACUUAAGCCGCCUGUCAACGAUAAAAGUCGUGGUGUUUACGAUGUGGGAUCACGCUCUGCGAGUUGUGGAUAAGGCGCUUCGUCUUGCCAAUGUUUCGAGUGCAGUGUUCCUCCAGCAUCAGUCGAGCGAGACGAAGUCUGCUCACGUUGCAUCAUUCCACAGUGGAGACAUCCAGGUCCUCAUCUUGAACUCACUCACUAGUGCGUCUGGUAUCAACUUGCAGGUGGCAUCGCACGUUAUUUUCUUAGACCCGGUUGGAUUCAGUCCCAUGCAGGCCAGUACACUGGAGCAGCAGGCUAUUGGUCGUGUGUUACGAAUGGGGCAGACGAAUGACAUCGUGGCUGUUGUCCGGUUCAUUGCUGAAGACACGAUGGAGGCGACGCUCUACGAUGACAUCCACGAAGUCACGCAGAAGGCAGUAGCAGCGGACGACUCGUUCUUCGAUGGUGAGAAGGAAGACGCGUAUGUGUGUGCCGACUUCGCUGCGCCAGUUCGGCGUGUUGUGCGCAUGUUUGCCCCCGCCAAAGACGGAGCUCAGGCAGAAGACGAGGAGAUUCAGAUCGAGGGAUCUAUGUCAAUCGAGGAAGCCAUCACGCAUCGGAUAGAGCAGGCUGAAGCAGAAGGCGAAGUCUUCGAUCUCACGGAAGACGCGCCGAUGGAUCUAGAGCAGCAACUCGCCGCUCUUCGAGAACACGAUGGCACACAUCAACGCAAGAAACGCCGGACUCGCAGCAAUGCGAACAAUGCGGUCUCCGCUGUCCCUGUUGUCUUCGAUGGGGAAGUCCUAGUCAAGAACGAGCCACAGCGCGCGAGGAGGUGAUGAACACCUCAACUUUCGUCUCCAUCUUUACAUGUUAACGUUAAAGUGCUGAUUGCAUUCCCCAUACAGUUGAUACACGCAUAUACUACUACAUGUUGUAGUCGGCUUCGCUCUACCUCUGCAAAUAAAGACUCGCUGCAAUGUCAAACCUGCAGCAACAGUUCGGGCUUCG